UGGUGUCUAAAGAGUUGGUGAGAAGACUGAAGCUUCCCUGGUAUGGUUUACAUCUCCAAGAACUUCAAGCCAGUGGCUUGACUUCUGGCUACGCCAUCGACUCCUGUGGUGGAGAAAGUUUGCUGUGAGCCCAUCUGACUUCAGCAGCAGUGACUGUCAGGAUGAAGAGGGACGAAAAGGAAACAAGCUUUACUACCAUUUUCCCUGGGGAAAGGAGCCCAUAGAAACCCUGUGGAGUCUGGGAGAUCAUGACCUUGUCCGCAUGUAUCCUGGGAACACAUCUAAACUACAUGGCCGAGAUGGACGGAAGAAUGUGGUUCCUUGUGUCCUGUCCAUUAGUGGAGACCUGGACCAGGGCGUGCUGGCCUACCUCUACGACUCCUUCCAGCUGACAGCGAGCGCCUUCAUGAGAAACGACGGUCUUCACAGAAAGGUCCUUAAACUUCACCCUUGCUUAGCCCCCGUCAAGGUUGCUCUGGAUGUGGGAAGAGGCCCUACGGUGGAGUUGAGACAGGUUUGUCAAGGGCUAUUUAAUGAAUUACUAGAAAGUGGAAUUUCUGUGUGGCCUGGCUAUUUGGAGACUGUGCAGUUCUCAUUGGAACAGCUUUAUUCAAAGUAUGAUGAGAUGGGUGUCCUCUUUGCCGUUUUGGUCACUGAAACCACUCUGGAGAAUGGAUUAGCACAUCUGAGGAGCCGCGACACCACCAUGAAGGAGAUGAUGCACAUAUCCAAAGUCAGAGAGUUCGUCAUCAAGUACAUAGCGGCAGCCGGGAGCGCAUAGCUGCUCAUCUCUGUGUGUAAACAUUCUGCCCUCCUGACUGGGCAGUCUUCGUGAACUUAGCCAUUUGAGCCUUUGCGGAUACCGGGUGCUUUCUCAAGUCCAGUUUUAAGUUUCGGCAUCUGCCUUUGUGGGAGGAGCAUGUCUGGCUGCAAGAAGCUGCCUCCGGCUCACUAGGUCACGCCGGCUGGGCUCUCGCUUGUGCCCGAGGGAGCCAGAGCUGGCAUCGCUGUUUGUGUAGUUAAGGGCUGGGUGCGUCCUGCCCUUCUGUACUGCCACCCUGUACUUACACUCAGGGGCCUAGGUGCCUGCUGCACUUCUAGCCUUCACACCAUUCUUGCUAGUCAAGGAGAUAAGGGCUAGCCAGGCAAGACUUCCCUGAAAGGAAAGCUUUUCCAGACACCCAAGCAGAGGACUCUUCUCCUCUCAGUGGUCAGAACUGGGUCCCAUGAUAGCUCCCGGACCUGUCACUCCCCAAGGGACUUAGAAUGUCCUGGUUUAGAUCAACCACAGUUGGUCCCUCGGGGCUGCGUGGUGUCUUACUCCCUCUGAAGUGGGUUUUGUUCCCAGGAAAUGGUCUUGACAGAGUCAGCCACGUCUUGAAAGUUUGACUGACCUGCCUUUUGACUUUUCUUGGUGUGCUUUUUUCUUUUGGUUAUUUUUUGCUUGUUUUUUAUGGAGAAUUCCUAAAACAGACAUACUCAGAAGAGAAGAAGGAAUCCCAUGUGAUCAGCCAGCCCCAGCAACCAGAUCUGUCCCACCCACCAGCACCACCGUCCUUGUUAUUUCAAAGCAGAUCCCAGAUGUCUUUUUUUUUUUAAAGUGAGAAAGUAAGAUUUAUUG
Carlito syrichta (Philippine tarsier) is the source of this 1621-nucleotide messenger RNA. RefSeq names its product DNA polymerase gamma 2, accessory subunit (gene POLG2). Gene Ontology annotation, biological process: mitochondrial DNA replication. The record is from RefSeq and is a predicted model, not a curated record. Gene Ontology annotation, cellular component: cytoplasm; mitochondrion. The coding region runs from base 263 to 781 and encodes 172 amino acids. Lineage: Eukaryota; Metazoa; Chordata; Mammalia; Primates; Tarsiidae. The transcript has 6 exons.